Molecule: messenger RNA, 834 nt
Organism: Penicillium vulpinum
Lineage: Eukaryota; Fungi; Ascomycota; Eurotiomycetes; Eurotiales; Aspergillaceae
Product: Mrp/NBP35 family ATP-binding protein
Exons: 3
Coding region: 1-834 (277 amino acids)
Biological process (GO): iron-sulfur cluster assembly; mitochondrial respiratory chain complex I assembly
Cellular component (GO): mitochondrion
Molecular function (GO): 4 iron, 4 sulfur cluster binding; ATP-dependent FeS chaperone activity; ATP binding
Source: RefSeq, a predicted model, not a curated record
AUGAACAGGGACUUCCACGCUCUGGUACCCCACCAACUUUCCGUUCGCGCCGGGGUCAAUCUCGCGCUGUCAUUUGCUCGCCGUGGUAUCAAGACUGGAAUUCUUGACACCGAUAUCUUCGGUCCUUCUAUCCCCACUCUCCUAAAUCUCUCCGGCGAACCCCGCCUCGACGAAAACAAUUGCCUCGUCCCUCUAACAAACUAUGGCCUCAAAUCGAUGUCAAUGGGCUAUCUCCUCCCCCAAACACAAGCCGACAGCACAACAGGCGAAUUACCCAUGGACACAACACCAAUUUCAUGGCGUGGACUAAUGGUAACAAAAGCCAUGCACCAACUCCUCCACUCAGUAUCAUGGGGUCCGCUCGAUGUCCUAAUCCUUGACUUACCCCCUGGAACCGGCGACGUGCAACUCACAAUCAACCAAGAAAUCAUCAUCGACGGUGCCGUGAUCGUAUCAACGCCGCAAGACAUCGCACUCCGCGAUGCCGUGCGUGGCAUCGGGAUGUUCCAGCGAAUGGAGGUACCCGUUCUUGGAAUGGUGCGCAACAUGGCAUAUUUCGCGUGUCCACAAUGCGGGACUCAGACUCGCAUAUUCUCGCACGGUGAUAGUCACCACCACACGCACGGUGAGAACCACGGUGUCGUGGCUGAGUGCAAGCGGCUCGGAGUGGACUUCCUUGGUGACAUCCCUCUUGAUGCUCGGGUGUGCGAGGAUGCUGAUCGUGGGAUGCCAACUGUUGUUGCGGAGGAGAAUGUUGAGCGUAGCGCGAGGCGUGAGGCUUUCCUUGGAGUUGCUGAACAGGUGGCUCGGAAGAUUGGUCUUGACUGGCAUUAA